AUUUAAAUUUUUUAUUUUUGAUGAGCUUUCAUUUAAAGUCAUACUUCCUGUUGAGAAACUGAAGACAUCACUGGCCAUGUUAUCGUCAGGAGCUGAAUGUGUAUUCAUGGGUUUGUUCCUGUACAUCUCAGGGGUUGGAGCAAACAGCAUCUGUGCCUUAAAAGGUUCAUCAGUGGAUCUACACUGCUCAGCUCAACUUCCCAAAUCAAGCAUGAAAUGGUUCACUGUUCGCUGGGAGAACUGGGAGACGUUUUACGAUCAGCUCUUUGCAGACAGAAGACGUGUGAACAUAUCUGAAGAGAGCGACUACACUAUGACGAUCAAUGAUCUGAGAGAGAGUGAUACAAACACUUACUGUUGUGGUGAAGUUAAUGACAAACAACCUAAAUGCCAGGGUGGAGAAAUUCAGCUCGAUGUUGCAGACCUGCAGGUGAAGGUGUUUCCUGCCACUGGAGAAAAGACAGUGUCACUGAUGUGCAGCAGCAGUUGUCCUCUGACUGAAAGACCUGUGGUCUAUAUCUGGUACAAGAACACAGAGUUUCUCUAUGAGGACUCGUCUCCUUGGUACCAGGAGCUAAUCAGCAGCGAGGAAUCAGUCACAUACUCCUGUGCUGUCAAAGGCUACGAGCAUCUCAGAGCCCCUGAAGUCUCAGUGGCUUCUCUCACAUCAGCCUGCUUCACUGUGACCUAUGCUAAAGGCAGAAUGUGCUCAAAUCAGCAGAGACCAGAAGAUGAGCCGUGCUCCAUCACAUAUCCCAGAGAAAUACAAGUUCAUAUUCAAAAGACUGAGGAUUGGAGGCAUGUCAAACUGGCCUGUAACACCAGCUGUCCACAGACGGAAUCUCAUACCAUCACAUGGUACAAAAACAGACGAUUGGAGGAGGAACCACGAUUAGUUCUCAUCUCCUCUCCUGACUCUUACUCCUGUGCUGUAGAGCACUUGUUCUCUGAUGAAGUUUGUAUUCAGGAUCAAAUCUGCUCCAAAGUGAAUUAUGUCAACAGGAGGAUCUGUGCUCUGCAAGGUUCCUCAGUGAACAUCUCCAGUGAAUACUCGCAUCCUUACUACCUGCAGUCAGAGACUAAAUUGUGGUAUAAGAAUAGGAGAAGUGAUAUGGAGGCUGGUGAAGAGCUGAUAACGAAUACAAGUCGUAUUAAGUUUCAUGGAGUGAUGAACAGCCACAUCCUGACCAUCAUUAAACUGAACAAGAAUGACUCAGCAGAAUACAUAUUCAGAAUAGGAGGUGAUGCAGGGACAUGGUCGGCUGCUCCUGGGGUGACUUUGGUCGUCACAGAUCUGAGAGUGAAGUUUAGUCCUUCUGAGGAGGAGGUGACCGAGGGGCAGAGAGUCACGCUGACCUGCAGAACCAGUUGUCCUCUGACGGACAACAUGAACUACAUUUGGUACUUGAACAAUCAACCUCUGAAUCUAACAAAAACACAAAGCAAGUACCUGGUUCUAGACCCCGUCAGCAGUGAACAUGCAGGAAACUACUCCUGCAAAUUUAAAAUGCUCCAAAAGAGAUCUCUUCAAAAGAUGCUCAUUGUCCACAGAAGAAGAAAAUGGACUCAAGCAGCCAUAAGAAUCGUUGUUCUUCUUCUGGUUAUAAUAGCCACCUCCAUCUUCUUGUGGAUUAGAAGAAAGAAGACUUCCAUCCAGUCUCCUAGAACUGAAACCUCUGUCAACUUGGAGGAGAUAAGCCCAGGUCAAGUGUACGAGAACAUCUCAGCUCAACCAAUAGAGGAGGAUGAUAUUCUCUAAAGCAGCGUCCAACUCCCCAACAACAGAGAUGCUCUCUACUCACAAAUCCAGCCACAUCAGCCCCAAGAAGAAGAGCAAAGCCCCUAUGAUGUUGUCAGCUUUACACCCAAAACAACACCCGAGUAAACAUCUGUUAUUACAAGUGAUUCAGACUUUGUGUCUACUCAAAAUUAAAAGCAACA
Molecule: messenger RNA, 1941 nt
Organism: Limanda limanda (common dab)
Lineage: Eukaryota; Metazoa; Chordata; Actinopteri; Pleuronectiformes; Pleuronectidae
Exons: 9
Coding region: 77-1759 (560 amino acids)
Source: RefSeq, a predicted model, not a curated record